AAAACUACUUAUCAACGGACUGCACGCUGACAUGGAGGAAGUUCUUCGUCAGUUCGUUCAAAUAUCAAAUCAAAUCAGUUCGUUCUAUCGUUCAAAUACCUCCUCCGAUUUGGAUGCCGUUGGAUAUUUGCCAAAUGUUGAAAAUCUUUCAGUUUCAACUCCAAUUGAUCAACAAAAAUUAGAGCCUGCUACGGUAGUCAUAUUGAAUCACGAGAUAUUUAAUGAUACUUCAAUGAAUCGACCUGGCAUUUCUAAGGAUGUCGAGUCUCUAUAUAAGACAUUCCACAAACUAGGAUGCUCGAUAGAAGUUCAUCAUAAUCCUGUUUUCGACGAAGUGUCUUCAACGAUUAAGAAUUUAUCUAGAAGGGACUUCAAGCUCCAAUCUGCAUUGAUUAUUGUAAUCUUGAGCCAUGGUCACCCAAAGGAAGAAAUUAAAGCAUCUGAUAAUCAGAAGUAUGAUUUGGACACUGAAGUCAUCAAUCCAUUACUAAAAAAUCCGACCUUGAAAGGAAAACCAAAAAUCCUUGUGGUGCAGGCUUGCAAAGGCGUUUGGGAAGCGGACGCAAUUCCUUUUCGAAGAGAUCCAUUGGGGAUCAUGAAGUGUUAUAGCACCACCGAAGGAUUUCUAAGCUACCGCCAUUCAAGUAAAGGUUCGGUUUACAUUCAAACCUUUUGCGAGGUCAUGAACAAAGAUGCAUUAACUAAAGACUUCCGGGCUAUCGUCAACGACGUUAACCAACAAGUGAUAAAAAAAACAGAAAAAGGGAAAAAACAAGUGCCAUCGAUAACAUCCACUCUAUAUGAAUCAUACUGCUUUGGAGACUUUGUGUUGCCUGCUCUCAAGUGUAUUGCCAAACCAAAGUCCGACCCGCAGAGGCCAUUAAAGGCUUCUAGCAUAAACCCAACAAACCCAAAACCUAUCAAAACUCCUGCUAUUGUUGAAAAGAUUCUUAACGCACCGCGACCAUUGGUGUUGAUAUUAAACCAUCAUAUAUUCAUUGAUGGCAGAAAACGCGAAGGAACGGCACAAGAUGUUCAAGCCCUUCAUCGGACUUUUACUUCCUUGAACUGUGAUGUCCUUGAAAUACUCAACCCAACAUGGGACGUUGUAAAAGAAACAUUCAACAAAUUGGAAGGGGAUUGCUUGAAGCAUCUACCAGCUUUGGUCAUCGUCAUCCUAAGUCAUGGUGAUCGCAAUGAUGUGAUCGGGACCUGUGACAAUAAACGGUACAACUUGAACGAAGAUGUUCUCUAUCCACUCUUUAGAAACGAGACCUUGGUUGGCAAACCAAAAAUUCUUAUUACUCAAGCUUGUAAAGGUAACCUGGAAGUGGAUGCGUUUCCAAUUAAAUACAGUCCCACAGAGUAUAUAAAGUGCUACUCUACCACGGAAGGAUUCAAAAGUUAUCGCGAUCCGGAGAAGGGAUCUCCCUAUAUUCAGGCGCUGUGCACUCAUUUGGAAAUAUAUGGCCAGGAUUGGGACUUCGAAUCAUUAAUUCGGGAAGUAGGCAUUCAAGUGGCGAGUCAAACUUUUGAAGGAAAGAGGCAAAUACCAACAUUCGUUCCAAGGCUAAAUAAAAAAUUCUACUUUGGCCACAAUGUUUAUACCGAUGGAAAUCCGAACACGUUGAAUAACUAGACGAGUGUUAAUUAUAAAUAAAUCUUUUUAUUAAAAAUGUA
Molecule: messenger RNA, 1680 nt
Organism: Drosophila ananassae
Lineage: Eukaryota; Metazoa; Arthropoda; Insecta; Diptera; Drosophilidae
Gene: Damm
Product: caspase-1
Exons: 7
Coding region: 32-1639 (535 amino acids)
Biological process (GO): proteolysis
Molecular function (GO): cysteine-type endopeptidase activity
Source: RefSeq, a predicted model, not a curated record